Rotaria sp. Silwood2 is the source of this 294-nucleotide messenger RNA. The record is from the annotation of a GenBank genome assembly. Lineage: Eukaryota; Metazoa; Rotifera; Eurotatoria; Philodinida; Philodinidae.
AUGGGUUUAUUCAAAGAAGGUCUUUUUGCUUUUCGUGGUCGUCGAUUUGUUGAAUGGUUUUUCAUGGAUCGUCCUCAACUUCCUUUUAUUUGUGGUAUUACAUUCUAUACUUUUUUGUAUCUUCAUUAUAAAUAUGAUUUGAUUGCUCGAUGGAAAGGUCAACCAACUUAUAAUGAUUAUUCCUAUGUUAAAGAAGCUGCUGAACGUGAACGUGCGCGUCUUGUUACUCUCUCUUCUUCUCCGUCACUUGCUAUUCCUUCAUCUCAACCGUCUUCUUCAACAAGUGUUAAUUAA